This is a messenger RNA of Culex pipiens pallens (northern house mosquito), 1015 nucleotides long. RefSeq lists its product as uncharacterized. The coding region runs from base 42 to 683 and encodes 213 amino acids. The record is from RefSeq and is a predicted model, not a curated record. Lineage: Eukaryota; Metazoa; Arthropoda; Insecta; Diptera; Culicidae. The transcript has 3 exons.
CAUCCCACCGUCAUCACCGGCCGUCACAACCCAAAUCCAAGAUGACCCACCAGCUGCGACUUGGCCACGCUACCCUGCUCCUGCUUAUCGCUAUCAGCCUGACUGACGCAACAGUUCCGACGAUAGAUAAUAUCGUGAAAGUGCUCCAAUCCCCCGCCUUCCAGCAGAUCAUCCUCCCACAACCACUGGCUGAUGCCCCGGCCACCAUGACCGCCGCCGACACUCCCGCCACCUCCGACGACAAAAACAAGAAACCCCAAAUGGACAGUCCCGCCACCAGCAAAGACACCCCAGAAGAUCCAACCCUCAAACUGGUCACACGUGUCCUGGACACCCUCCGACCUGCGCCAAUUCCAGUGCCAUUGUCGAUCGCGGCACCUGCUCCAGCAGCGGUCCUGUUGCUACCUCAACGACGUGCCCUACCCGGAUGUCCGCUGUGCGAUGCCUCCGUGUACAGCUAUUGCGACUUUAAGGUGUUCCACGACGGAUGCUGCUGCGGAACGGCCAACGGAGGUGGUUACGGUCAUGGGGGCGGCGGUGGCGGGUUUGGGGGAGGAUUCGGAGGAAAUGGCCUCGGUGGCUACGGCGGCUGCGGCUACCAGGAGGACUGCAGCUUUCUGUACGCCAACUCGUGCUACGAGCACCAGCUGAUCGUCAACUGCUGCUGCAAUUCACCGUACUGAGAGGAGGAGGGACGUUUUCACAACUUACAACAGCGACAAACAACGAGGAUGAGCGUUUGAAGUAUAUAGAAUCAUUCUCCCGGGGAGAAAGAUUUUUGCUUUAUUUUUAUUUCCUCCGGAAAGCACUCGCGCAGCUCGCGAGCCUUUCCAACUCUAUGAAAAUACAAAUUGUUGCUGAAUAAUUUUAAACUUUAAUAGUUUCUCAUCUCACGUUCACGCUCUCUAGCUUUCACAAGUUUUUUUUUUUUUCAUCCAUUAAGAAACGAUCAUCUUUGCACUGUAAAAUCAAUAAAGUGUGUGCUGAUAAUAGUUAGGCAAAAAUCAAAGUUCAA